CAGUGGCAGGAGGGACUUUCUUGUCCCUGUUGUUGUGCCGCGUGGAACUGUCCCAGUCGGGACUCCCAGUUGGUGUCUUUCAACUCACCCCCCUUCUGCUCUCUCUCUCUCCCCUGAGCCCACCUCUCUUCUGUUAUUCCCUCUUAAACGUCUCUCAGUCCACCUCCUGUUUUCCUUUGAAGAGGCUCUUCUUUUGUUUCCUCUUUAGACACCACCGAGGAGAAACAGGGGAAAGUGUUGUUAGGGUAUAUAUCACAGAUUAAAGGGAAAGAGAGCUGUGGAAAGGAGGCUUUGCUGCUGAUCAGGAGUACCCCUGCUGAGGCGCUCAGCAGCCGGUCCCUCCCGUCGUCUGUCCAUGCAGUAGGUGAGACUGAAAAACAGCCGGCUGAAGAAAGUUGGCUCGUCAGGAUUUGCUGUCUUAGGAGUGUUGUAGUUAUUUUUGAGGAGGUGGGGGGGGGGCGUUCAGAGAGGUUAGGGGUGUUAAAGCUGCAGGUGGUGCUCGGGGAGUUUGUUUUGCCAUGCAGCAAGCUUGGGAUCGGACAAGUAGCUGUACAGAGAGUGUACAGAGAGGCCGUUCAAAAAUGCUGGGGAAAGGACAAAGCGGUGGAUACCCCACUGAGACGACGGCUGACGUUCUGCAAAGCAUCCGUGCCGUGCCUGUGGACAGUGCCGAUAAGAAGGGCAUCCAGGUUGGGGGUCAGCUGCCAGGCGGUGGGCUGUCCGGGCCUCAGCAGCAGAACCAACAGCUCUUCCUGAGCCCUGCUAGCCUCCAACUUGCUCAGCUGCAGGCCCAGCUUACACUCCAUCGCAUUAAACUGGCUCAGGGGGGCAACACAGCAGCUAGCGCUCUCAAUCAGGUGCUUUCCAAUGUUGCCAUGUCCCAUCCCCUGUUCAAUCAGCUCCGGACUUCUACUUUGGUUGGAAACCCUCAGGGGGGGCUGCCCACGGGGAUGCUUGGUUUCCCAUCAUCAAAUUCACAAUUAGGGGCCUUGGUGGGCGGGGGACUAAAUCAAAACCCUGCAAAUGUGAGACUAAACCAUCCUGCUGGAGGGGCCCAACAGGAGUAUGGUAAAAAAUCAGGGCCAGCUUACCCGUCUGAUACCGACCGGCGUCUUCAGUUCAAUACAUCUGCAGCAUCAGCUUCCUGUGACGGACAGUACUCUGUGAUCAACACGCUGGCAAAAAACGUGAACAACGCCGGCUUUCAGAAAGAUUUCUAUGGUCAUGAUAUGCUGGGGCAACAAGCUGCUUUCAGUGUCAAUGAGCAGAACAUGAAUCCUUACAACCCCAGCGGGCACAAGGAGCAGUGGAAAGGCCCCCCUAACUUGAGUCACAGCGGGAAGGUGGAUAUGGUUUCUAAUGCUGCCAACGUGUGGACAGCAGCUGGCCAGCCAAUCCGCUCCAGAACUGAACUCUAUAACCCAGAGGAGCCGACCCCUGACCCCAAGUUCAAUCCCACUGGUGGGGUUUCCUCUUUUGGCUCAAGUAGCAUCCAGGGGUUUGGGGGAUACCAGCCCAUGCAUGGAAGUGAGGAAACACUAUCUUCAGGAGCGAGGACGCUUCAACCUUACCAAGUGAACGACUUCCACGCCGUCACGCCCUCUCAACUGCCGCACCAGUGUAGCAUCUGUGACAAGAAGGUCUACAACCUCAAGGACUGGAACCAUCACGUGAAGGGAAAACUGCACCUGCAGAACCGAGCGUUGUACACAAACGACAGCUCCGCAGUCGUAUCAGCUGGAGCGGUUCACUACACUCACAGCAGGCCUUCGGAUGGCGGUCUGAGCACCGGCGGCACAAACUCCAUGGUCUACUCCUCAGCGAGUCAAGAUGUGUCAGGAGCCAAUGCAUCAUACUUACCAGCUGCAGCCAUGAAGACGUAUCCCCUGACGGACGCAGGAUUCUCCUCCCAGCAGCAGCCGGAGUCAAAGCCAUUUCCACCGAGAAAGGCCACAGCAGGCCGAGUCGUUCACAUCUGCAACCUCCCCGAAGGCAGCUGCACAGAGAAUGAUGUCAUCAACCUGGGACUACCCUUUGGCAAAGUCACCAACUACAUACUGAUGCGCUCGACCCAUCAGGCAUUUCUGGAGAUGGCAUAUGUUGAAGCAGCUCAGGCGAUGGUUCAAUACUACCAGCUGACUCCAGCUAUGAUCAGCAAUCAGAAACUUCUCAUACGAAUGUCCAAGAGGUACAAGGAGCUGCAACUCAAGAAACCGGGUAAAGAUGUUCAGUCGAUCAUCCAGGAUAUCAGCUCUCAGCGGGAUAGAGAUGAGAUGCAAGAACUUGAACAUUACAUGCCAGAGAGAGCUCGCUCCCGCAGCCCCAUCAGCCGCUCUCUCAGUCCCCAUUCCCACAGCCCCAGUUUUACUUCCUGCAGCUCAGCCCCGAGCCCCCAGGCAGCGACGUGCAGGGCUCCAGAGAGAGGCAGCAAUGGUCUUGGCCCCCGCCGUGGCUCUUGGGAUUGGUCAUCACAUUUAAGAAGGUGUGAAGAUGAGAGGGAGAGAGACGACCCAUGGCGGAACGGCGGCAACAUGGAGGACGAUCGGUCCAAUGGAAGAGCAGCGGACCGUCGGAAGGCUUACCAGAAACCUGUCGAUCACAUCAGCUCGAGAUCCGCGGACGAUCGAGGGGGAGGUGAAGGGAUGAGGGGCAACAGAGACUGGCACCCUCGAGGCAGCCCUCAAGGCAUGGCCUUCAACGCUUACAGGAACAUGGAGGACGACUUCUACAUCAAGGAGCAAAUGUACAAGCUGGACAAGCCGCCCAGACCUCCGUACCAACGGCAUGACCCAAAACCCAAGAGGAGGGAUGGAAAUGAUUACCACAGCAGGCCGAGGCAUCCUGAGUUUGAGAUGACUGAGGAGCCUCUUCGUCGGUCACAAGAAGACAAGAGGCAGAGCUCGCCAGGCAGGGGCCGGAGCAAAAAGGAAAUCCGGAGGCUCAGCCCUGCAGAGAAACACGAGAGAGAAAACGCAUCUGAAAAUACUGAGCGCCAGUCCAAAGAAAAAUCUUCUUCACCUCAAAGCGACAAGCCAAAAGAAGCUGCUGACUGCAGUAAAGAUGGAGACACUGUGAAGGAGUGGGGAAGUGGAGACGACACUGAUGAAGAGUGUUGGUAUCCCAACAACAUGGAGGAGCUGGUCACCGUCGAUGAAGUGGGAGGAGAGGAUGAUUCCAUCGUUGAGCCGGACCUUCCUGAGCUGGAGAAGUUUGAGUCCUGCCUCAAGGAGGAAGCAGUGGUGGAGCUCACAUCCUCACCCGCCUCCUCCUCCCUGGAGCUGCAGGAGGCGUCUGUGGAGAAACACGAACAGGAACCUACGUGUACAGAAGCCAGAGACCAGACAGAAACAAGUGUGACUGAGAAACCAGGGGAGGUUUUAACCGCAGCCAGUCCUGAAGAAGAGCUCAGACUCAGUCCUGCAGCUCGAGAGCCAACACUGAAUAACCUGAGUGACUUCCCCACGGAGGACUUCAAGGCAGCACUGGAGGAGACGUGUUUGGAGGAUAAUGAAUCCAAACGAUGGCCUUCAGAAGAGACGAUGGAAAAUCACGGACAUGUAUCAAAGGACAUCAACAGCGUGGAAGGAGGAGAGGUCACUGAGACGAUAACUAACGCUGUUCAACUAAAGGACGACAGUCUUAAAAAAGAGAUCGAGGCCCUUUCACCAUCUCAGGAGCAGGACAAAGCUGUCAGUGAACUCAGCAUCCCAUUGGGAGUGGAGUUCAUCGUGCCACGGUCUGGCUUCUUCUGUAAACUCUGCGGGUUCUUCUAUACGAGCGAGGACACAGCGAAGACGAGUCACUGCCGCAGCACUGUUCACUACAGGAACCUACAGAAAUACCUGUCCCAGCUUGCAGAAGUGAGCCUGUUGGGGGCUCUCGCUGAUCCCGCCGCCGCACAGUGACACCAGCUUGACCUCUCACCUCUCGUACAGCAGACUGCGGAGAGGGGGUGGAGAGAUUUGUAAUGAUAGUGCCAAACUGUCAAUAACUGUUUUCACAUGUAUGCACUCCUGAAAAUUUCUAGAGAAUUUCAUGAGUACUGCUGGCUGUUCACACACGCACCUCUCAGCAGGAGACUAUCCCUGUCAGACGGGGGGGGGGGUAUCACGGUGUUUUCAGGACGUUUUGUGUGAGAGCUUUAAAUGACGGCAUGGAUGAGGAGACUCAUGAAAGCUUGAGAAUGUUUCGACUAUUGCACUGGUUUUUGGUAAUCUGCUGGUUGUAGGGAUGCGUUAAAGCCCCCGCCUUGAUGCUUUCAAUCUUGUAAAUACCUUAAGAGUACUUUAUAGUGACGCGACUAAAGCGAAGUACAGCGUUUUCAGUUCAUAAUUUUUCUUACGGUUGAUUUAAUUUAAUGCGAGUGAUUAAAUGUCUUUUCUUGGAAUGGAGACGUGUUCACAACGACGGCGUCAGUUUGUGCGUCUGAUCUCCGUCCUCUUCCGAGUGAAAUCAAACUGAAGGGAUUCUUUGAAGAACAUUUACAGUUUGUAAAGUGACUUGAAAAAUGUGUCAAAGAAAUUUUUAACUCAGUUAGAAAACUGAGGCAGAUUCUCAGGUUUGUUGUUUUUGUCGAACAGAUUUGAAUGUUUAGCUUAGUGAACAGCAUUUUCCUUUUUAUUUAUUUCUUUAAAGAAUGAAAAAUGUCUGCCGGGUAAACUGGCAGUUAUUCGGACUGAUGAUAAAGAAAAUAUUCAAAGUUUUAUUUUUGAUUUGUAUGAAGAGGAUUAGGCCGCUGAAAGUUUACACUUUUAAUUCUGAUGUUUACUCCCCAGAAUCUGGAGGAAAAAAGUCUGAAUUUGGACUUUUAUUUUGGAGUUAAAGGGCGUUUAAGAUAAGAUGUGGUGUGCG
Messenger RNA from Labrus mixtus (cuckoo wrasse), 4851 nucleotides. RefSeq names its product RNA binding motif protein 20 (gene rbm20). Gene Ontology annotation, molecular function: zinc ion binding; mRNA binding. The coding region runs from base 519 to 3905 and encodes 1128 amino acids. Gene Ontology annotation, cellular component: nucleus. Lineage: Eukaryota; Metazoa; Chordata; Actinopteri; Labriformes; Labridae. The transcript is spliced from 14 exons. Gene Ontology annotation, biological process: regulation of RNA splicing. The record is from RefSeq and is a predicted model, not a curated record.